Trypanosoma conorhini is the source of this 310-nucleotide messenger RNA. Its product is annotated as leishmanolysin. The annotation marks the transcript as partial. Gene Ontology annotation, cellular component: membrane. The transcript has a single exon. Gene Ontology annotation, biological process: cell adhesion; proteolysis. The record is from RefSeq and is a predicted model, not a curated record. NCBI's taxonomy places the organism in Eukaryota, Euglenozoa, Kinetoplastea, Trypanosomatida, Trypanosomatidae. Gene Ontology annotation, molecular function: metalloendopeptidase activity.
AUGUGCCGGCCACGCCGCAGCAUGCCACUUCUCCCACUGGCGGUGCUCCUCCUGCUGCUGGUGGCGAUGCGCUGCGCCGGCGGGUGCCUCGCCGCCGCUCCCGCCCAGAGGCCCCGCUGCGUGUCUGGGGAGACGGCGCUGGGAGUCGCGCCGGCGACCGCGGUGGUGCGAGAGGUGCCGCGGAAGGGGCAGGGUGCGAUGCAGGCGUACACCGUCGCCACGCAGACUGCAGAUGGAAGCGAGGGCUGGGCGCCCAUCCGCGUCAAGGUGUCCGCGAGGGACUUGGAGGACCCGCUGAGGCACUGCAGCG